Sceloporus undulatus (fence lizard) is the source of this 1848-nucleotide messenger RNA. It is a transcript of the gene TTC24, whose product is annotated as tetratricopeptide repeat domain 24. The transcript has 9 exons. Gene Ontology annotation, molecular function: protein binding. Lineage: Eukaryota; Metazoa; Chordata; Lepidosauria; Squamata; Phrynosomatidae. Bases 1 to 1599 code for a protein of 532 amino acids. The record is from RefSeq and is a predicted model, not a curated record.
AUGGCACUGGAAGAGUCGUCCGUCCUGGAAGCGGAGCUGGCCAGACAGAGUGACCCAGGAAGGCCUGAGGCCUCAGGCGGUCAGAAAAGGAAGCAGCGGAAAGCCCCCAGAGACCCUCCUUCUGAGAGGAGACUGGUGGAGGAAGCCCAGGAGGACCCCUUGAGAAGGCAAGCGGAGAUCGAAGGCCUGACAGCGGCUGGGCACCAAGCCUUGGUGCGUGGGCAUAAGAAGGAGGCCCUUUCCAGCUUCAGGAAAGCCUUUGCCCUCUCCUCAGAGACCCCCAGGCAUGGCACCCAGAGGGUCUGCGCCUUCAACCUGGGGGCUGCCUAUGUGGAAGCUGGGAGGCCAGAGAAAGGCCUAGCGCUGCUCCUCAAAGCCCAGCCGGAGGAGGAAGGCGAAGCCGCCGGGGAAUGUCUGGGGGACCUUUUCUUCAACAUUGGGGUUGCCCACGAGGGUCUGGGGGAUUUCGGCCAGGCCUUGGAGGCCUUCCGGAAAGCCCAGGGCCACUACUGCGCCGUCCAGACGGAGAGCGAGGCUGGCACGCGGAUGAGGAUGGGCGACUGCUACCUGGGCAUGGGAGACCCUUGGCGGGCUUCCCAGUGCUUCUUGGAGGCUGGUCGGUCGUACGCGGGAGCAGGACGCCUGGAGUUGGCUGCCACGGCCCUCAGUGAAGCCACCCGCCUGAUGCUGCGCAGCCAGGAGCAUGAGGACGGCGAAGUGGUCAAGGUGCUGAAUGAAUGCCGGGAGUUGUGCGAACAGAUCCCAGACAGAGCCCUGCUGGGGAAACUCUACAACGACAUCGGGCUCAGCUUCUCUGAACUCAAAAUCUUCUCCUUGGCGGCCGAGAGCUUCGCAAAAGCACUGUCCUUCUGCAAAAUGGAGGACGGUGAGGAGGACCGGCCCACAGACGAAGACGCCGCUGCCGCCGCCAUCCUCCAGAACCUGGGAGCCACGCACAAUGCUCUUGGGAGCUUUAGCACCGCUGUGGGCUUCCACCAGAGAGCGGCUUCCUUGCACAGCGGCCUGGGCAACCGGAGGGCCCAGGGGCAAUGCUUUGGGAACCUGGCCUAUGCGCUCAGCCAGAUGGGCGACCAUGAAGCCGCUGUGGAAAACUACCUCCAUGCCCUGCAGGCCUUCAAGGACUCUGGUGACCUUCGGGGCCAAUGGCAAUCCUGCGAAGGACUUGCGGGGUUGCGCUUCCAUCUUGGGGACCCCGAAAAGGCCGUCGCGUCUUACAAGGAGGCGCUGAUGCUGAUCUCAAAAUGCCAGGAUGCGCCAGAGACGGCGGCGCAGGAGCGGAUCGUGAACAAACUGGCGGAGGCCUUGCAGUCCAAGCUCUCGGUCUCCAGCCGCGUUCUCCAGGGAAGUGGGAUCCUGACUUCUAGACCUGCACGCCAUUUCCCAAUGUCCCAAACCUUUGCUGCGUCUUCGCUCCAUCGCAAGAAGGAGACCUUCCCUCCAGCGGCGUGCCACGCAAGUCUGCCAGACAACGGUGCCACCGGAUGCAGGCCAUGGAGAAGGAGACUCAUGCGCUGGCCACAUGGAGCCAUGGGCCACUUCAAUGGGGGAGAGAUGUGGUUGCUCAGACCACUGGCUUGAAACCAAAAGAAGGUGGAUGUGGAGAGUUAGCUUAUGGGGCGCCCUGUGCAAAUGCAACCUCCGCUCUUGGCGUUCCCAACGGACAUGCCAUCCUGGCCAGCGAUGGCACCGAGGGAGACACAAACUGGGCCACCAGGUUCCCUGACCAGAUCCGGGGGGACAGGGCUGCCCUUUCCUCCGUGGGACGCUUCUCCCGCCGCCGUUUGGACGCCUCCCAGCAAAGAUGGAGGGACAGGUUCAAGUCCAUCC